CGGUGAGAAACGAAGGAACGGAGCUACGAUCUAUUAGUGAGUCUGCUAUGGCUUCCUUCAUCGUGAAGAUCGGCGCAGUGAAGUUUCAGAGGAUGAUUUGCUCGCCAUAGCACGUCUCCCUGCGCAUUGAUUUGGGUCAAUUCUCUAAACAAUUGACGAUUCUGUAUUUUUAACAGAAAACUGUUUCGGAGCUCUGCUGCUGCGUCUGAAGGUCGAGAUUUAGGUGGAGUGUGUCUCUGUGCGUGUGUUUUUGCUCUUGGUUCUGUGAUUAUCGUAAUCGGAGCUUCACUGAAGAGGGGAAAUGGCUGCCACCGUUGGGGCGUCUGGUGCAGCGAAGGCCAGCGUCCCGAAAUCCGGCGCGAUCUCUAAAGGCUAUAAUUUUGCGUCCACCUGGGAGCAGAAUGCUCCAUUGACGGAGCAACAGCAGGCUGCGAUUGUUGCGUUAUCCCAUGCUGUUGCCGAAAGACCAUUUCCCUCAAAUCUGAAACAAGAGAAAGUGGCUGGGCUACAAAAUGGUUUGUCCAUUUCAACAAAGCAUAGCUCUACAGAGGAUUCAGGAGCCAUUGGUGCAGUGUUGAUAAACACAAAUGAGUUCUACAAAUGGUUUGUUGACCUUGAAGCAGCCAUGAAAUCAGAGACAGAAGAGAAAUACCAGCAUUAUGUGAGGACGUUGACAGAGAGAAUACAAACAUGUGACACUAUACUCCACCAGGUGGAUGAAACCCUUGAAUUGUUUAAUGAGCUACAAAUGCAGCAUCAGGCAGUCGCAACAAAGACAAAAACACUCCAUGAUGCAUGCGAUAGACUGCUAAUAGAGAAGCAAAGGUUAAUUGAGUUUGCUGAAUCUCUUCGUGCUAAGCUCAACUACUUUGAUGAAUUGGAGAAUGUUGCGACCAGUUUUUACUCUCCAAAUAUGAAUGUAGCACAUGAGAAUUUCCUUCCUUUACUCAAGAGACUUGAUGACUGCAUAUCGUAUGUUGAAAGUAAUCCACAGUAUGCUGAGUGCAAUGUUUACUUGGUCAAAUUCCGACAACUUCAGUCCCGAGCUCUCGGAAUGAUUCGUUCUCAUGUAUUAUCUGUCCUCAAGAACACAUCAUCUCAGGUUCAGGCAGCAAUAAAGAGCAGUGCUGGCAACAAAGCAUCUGUCUCUGAAGGUGUGGAGGCAUCUGUGAUAUAUGUUCGAUUCAAGGCAGCAGCCAAUGAGCUUAAGCCUGUACUGGAAGAAAUUGAAAGUAGAAAAGCAAGAAAGGAAUAUGUGCAGUUACUCACUGAAUGCCAUAAACUUUACUGUGAACAGAGGCUUUCGCUGGUAAGGGGUAUAGUGCAACAACGGAUCUCUGAAUUUUCCAAAAAAGAAGCCUUGCCAUCAUUGACAAGAUCUGGAUGUGCAUACUUAAUGCAGGUGUGCCAGCUCGAGCAUCAGCUAUUUGACCACUUCUUCCCUUUAUCUUCGGAAGACGUUUCAAGUUUGGCUCCAUUAAUAGAUCCACUGUGUACUUACUUGUAUGAUACCUUACGCCCCAAACUUAUUCAUGAAGCGAACCUUGAUAUUCUUUGCGAACUUGUUGAUAUACUUAAAGUUGAAGUCCUAGAAGAACAAGUGAACAGACGAGGGGAAUCGUUAGCUGGAUUACGCCCUACACUAGAGAGGAUAUUGGCAGACAUUCACGAGCGCUUAACUUUUCGUGCUAGAACGCACAUACGUGAUGAGAUUGCAAAUUAUCUUCCAUUGGAUGAUGAUCUAGAUUACCCAGCUAAGCUGGAGCAGUCGGCUGAGGCAAAGUCUGAAACAUCACCUCGAGCUGAAAAUCCAGAUGUUUCCAAGACUUGGUAUCCUCCACUCGAGAAAACAAUCUCCUGUCUGUCUAAAUUAUAUCGAUCUCUAGAACCUGGUGUUUUUACUGGUUUGGCCCAGGAAGCAGUGGAGUUUUGCUCAUUGUCCAUUCAGAAAGCUAGCAAACAAGUUGCCAAAAGAUCAUCCACCAUGGAUGGACAGCUCUUCCUCAUUAAGUAUCUUCUCAUCCUUAGAGAGCAGAUUGCGCCAUUCGAGAUUGAGUUCUCAGUGACACAUAAGGAGCUCGACUUCUCCCAUUUACUGGAGCAUUUGAGACGAAUUCUUAGAGGCCAGGCUUCAUUAUUUGAUUGGUCAAGGUCUACUUCUUUGGCUAGAACUCUGUCCCCCCGAGUUUUGGAAAGUCAGAUCGAUGCCAAGAAGGAACUGGAGAAGAGCCUCAAAGCCACUUGUGAGGAGUUCAUUAUGUCCGUGACGAAGCUGGUCGUGGAUCCGAUGUUGUCAUUCGUUACCAAGGUUACUGCCGUGAAAGUUGCAUUGUCCUCCGGCAGUCAAAAUCAAAAAGAGUCUUCCCUAAAUAAGCCUCUCAAAGAUCAAGCUUUCGCGACUCCUGGAAAAGUUUCCGAAAUUGUUCAGAAGGUGAGCUCCGCGAUGCAAGAAGAGCUGCCGAAAGUGAUGGAGAAAAUGAAGCUUUAUCUGCAGAACCCGGCGACCCGCGCCAUACUUUUCAGACCAAUCAAGACCAACAUUGUCGAAGCGCACGUUCAAGUGCAGUCGCUGCUCAAAUCGGAGUACGCUCCUCAAGAUAUACAGCUAAUUAACAUGAUCUCGACGCACGAUCUGCAGGCUCAGCUUGACAACCUCAUGUAACGCCGUCUCGUCCAGGUUAGUAGAACUUGUCUCUUUGUAUCGAUGAUUUUUUACGCCGUAGAAGAUGAGUAAGGAGAAGCUGCUUUUUAUUCAAAAUUUGAUGGAAAAAUUAUAUUUAGGAACUUCCAUUGAUUCUUUGCUGUAGAAAAUUUUCUAUCAAAACAUAUAUGGUUUAUAGGA
Andrographis paniculata is the source of this 2842-nucleotide messenger RNA. Its product is annotated as conserved oligomeric Golgi complex subunit 3. Gene Ontology annotation, cellular component: membrane; COG complex; cis-Golgi network. The transcript has 25 exons. Gene Ontology annotation, biological process: intracellular protein transport; Golgi organization; intra-Golgi vesicle-mediated transport. The coding region runs from base 302 to 2662 and encodes 786 amino acids. The record is from RefSeq and is a predicted model, not a curated record. Lineage: Eukaryota; Viridiplantae; Streptophyta; Magnoliopsida; Lamiales; Acanthaceae.